GUUGGCCUAAUGCGACCACUGCCAAAAUUUGGAACUUGCGAAAUUUUUGCCAAUGUUUUUUCCUCGCCAAAAAUUGGAAAUAUUUUAAGCAAACAAAAUUGGCUCUAGUGCUACCCGGGCCUAAUUACUAUUCUGCACUGCCGAAAAAGUGAUGAAACCUGAACACUCUAAUGAUUGUUACACUGCGUAUCUAUUGGUCCGUUAACGAAACGCAGACCAAAAGGAUGAAGGGCUCUUCGGACAGUUUGGAUUUUCAUGAAUUUUAUGCGUUUCACGCAGCUAAGACUAAGGAGUCACGUUUACAUCACAAAGUAGUGGACAUUCCGGGAAACGUUGACCGUUGACUGAGUUGUCAUCAGACAUCUGCAGCCAUGCACAAGGUUUAUUUCUAUGUUCCUAACGUAAUAGGUUACAUACGUAUUGUUCUUAAUUUAUCUGCCUUCUACUUCAUCUUGCACAAGCCACUUCUUACCGUGGCUCUUCAUUUUACUGGUGGAAUAUUCCUAGAUGUUGCUGAUGGAGUGUCCGCACGGUAUCUCAAACAGUGUUCCAGAUUUGGAGAUUUGCUUGAUUUUCUUUUGGACAGGUGCGGAAGAGUAGGAAUGAUGAUGGCAUUGUGUGUGUGUUACCCUCAGUACUUGUUUGUUCUUCAGUUGCUUGUCUGCUUAGAGGUAGCAGGGUGUUUUUCAAAUCAUUACAGGUGUACCUUGAUGACACAACCAAAUAGUAUUUUGCAAAAGAAGAUGUGCAGUUACGAUCCCUGGUUGAUGAGGAUUUUCUUUCGGGAACCCUUCUUGACGCUGAUCAUAUUUGGUCAAGACUUGUGUGUGGCCAUGUUGUACCUCCUUCAUUUUUCACCUGGACCAAUAGUCUCAGUGGCUGGAACCUCCUGCAGUUUAUGGGUAAUGUUAGCCUACAUUGGUGCUCCGUUCUUGAUCUACAGACAAGUCGUUGUCUGUGGCCUUUUACUCGUAAACUCGUUUAGGGACAUGGCUCGGUUGGAUCAGAAAGACCCUAGAAGAAACACAAAAGUUGAAUGAUUAGAGUUCACAAAAUCCACCACGAUGAUGGCAACAGGAACGUCCAGAGACAGAAGGUUUCAGAUGAGCGGAACGAUGGCCCUGCACGUGCGUUAUACAUCUUAGUGCGCACAGUUUUUUAAAAUCGUCCUCUGUAAAACCAUUGCGUUAAAUGUGCGUUUCAUGGAGAACGGAAACCAGACUACGGCGAGUUUUCUACACUUGACAGUUCUAACCUCGGAAGGGGGUUGGGGGAACUCCCAUUUAAAAAGGACGGGGGUGCCCGUCGUACUUCUUAGGAGUUAAAAAAGUGGUUUUGGUACCUCUAAGGGUGUUCAGCCUCAAAAGGGUCCACAACGGGAGUUUUCGAGGUAGAUUUUAAUAGGAUUUGAGCCAAAGAAAAUUGACAGGAGAUCAUGUGUUCUUUUUUUAGAAUUGGCACCCCUUCAGGGGUUAAAAACGUCUCAAGCCACGCCCACAAAACAGGAUCUUGGUACCUCUUAGGGGGUUCUUUUCAAUACCACAAGAAUUGGCAAGUAGUAAUAGUAGUUUUAUUGGCCGUGUCACAAGUAAAAGUAGUCUAAAUAGUUUCAGGGCGACAGUCGAAACACCGCCAUAGGGCGCCUUCUGCAACCAAAGUAGUAACGUAUCAAUCAAUUCGAAACUUCAACAUCCCCUCCCCGGGGCACCCCCCUGGGCAUCAAACAUUUUCAAUUGUGGUCAAAUUACCAUCCCCAGGGUCAGGAUAUUUGUUCAAAUGCCCCACCCUUGGGUCGUACUAGGUGAUCAAAUGCCCAUACCCCCGGGACCCACAUGGAAAAAGUGGCAACGGAAAGUUCAAAUUUGAUGGGAGACGUUAGUGAGACCUGACGAAAUUAACAGGGUUGCCACAGGUCAAAAUGGUCAGAGAAAAAAAUUCUUCAAGGUCAGGGAAAAGUCAGGCAAUUUUAUUUUGAGUCAGGUAAAAUUGAAAUAAUUUAACACGGAGCCUCAUUUAAUACCAUUGAAGGCUGGAAGGAAUAUUUGGGGACAUUCUGAUCUGAACUAUAUUUUUCCUCAAUGAAGAAGGAAAAUUUGUUGAAAACUUAUUAGUCCUAAUGAACGAGCUGAAAGGACGGCUGUAAGUUGAGGCCGAAAGCCGCUUCUAGAUCUGACAUUUUGUGUUAGUUUGGUCAGGGAAAUCUUAUUUUUGUCAGGGAAAAGUCAGGGAAUUUUGAAAAGUGAUGCCUGUGGUAGCCACACUCGUGUGGUCUGAGGUUAAGUAACAAAUAUAAAAUAAAAAUAAAAAUGUUAAAAGAGAAA
Molecule: messenger RNA, 2321 nt
Organism: Orbicella faveolata
Lineage: Eukaryota; Metazoa; Cnidaria; Anthozoa; Scleractinia; Merulinidae
Product: CDP-diacylglycerol--inositol 3-phosphatidyltransferase-like
Biological process (GO): phosphatidylinositol biosynthetic process
Cellular component (GO): Golgi apparatus; membrane
Molecular function (GO): CDP-diacylglycerol-inositol 3-phosphatidyltransferase activity
Source: RefSeq, a predicted model, not a curated record